ACAGAGAUGUUAUCGCUUUGUGUGGUUAAACUGUUGAAGAGGCGGUUACCAGCAAUGUUUAAAUGAAUGGCGAUACUUUAUCUAGCUGCUAGCUGUGAAGGAAGUCAGUAGGAGACGUCUAUUGUUGGAAAACUGGCCUCUUCAGAGCUAUGUUACCCGGGGAUGCUAUCAACAAUCAUACGCGCUAGCUGAUGUUUUUGUAGCAGGUAAACUUUUAGUGAGAUAGUUUCAAUACAAUUGUUCUUCCUGCCAUACCUUUCAAAAUAAAAUUAUAUUGUUGUAGCUUGAAGUAUUUAUAGGCAACGUUAAAAUGACCAAAACGACUGGUAUAUUUUCUUAAACAUAUAGUUUGUUGUUUACCAGAUGCACGCAAUUUGACAUCGUAUUAAGUAGGCUGUCUACUGUUUGUUGCUUUAUUUUGAAAUCACAACAUCUUCACUUCCGGGUAGGGGUUGCCACUUGCAGUAACUUUUUGCACCUCCCCCAAACAAACGGCAGCCAGACUGGCGCCGCUACCCAGCGAAUCAGCUCUAUACAGACGCAUCUUGUUUACCGUGGAAGAGUACACUUAAAAUGUCAAAUAAGUUUUAAUUUUGUUUACAUAAUCCUGCUUAGUCAGUCAUUGUGUUGGUGAACCCGUAUUUGUAUUGUUACAUGUAUAAAUAGUUACAAUGCUGCAGUUUGUCUCGUCUUCUGUCAUCCACACAACAAUCUUCUCAAGCUUCAUUUUGAAGACUGUUUCUUCUCCAGCUUCCUGAGGAUGAUGUGAAACUCAACAUCUGGCAAAUAUUUUCCCAGAACUUGUCAAAGACUGAGUCAAAAACAAACAUGUCCAUUGCCAGCACACCUACCAGUAACGAUGCCUGCCUGAGCAUCGUCCACAGCCUGAUGUGUCACAGGCAGGGAGGUGAGAGUGAGACGUUUGCCAAACGGGCCAUCGAAAGUCUGGUGAAGAAACUGAAGGAGAAGAAAGAUGAGCUUGAUUCACUCAUCACAGCUAUCACCACCAAUGGUGCCCACCCCAGCAAGUGUGUAACCAUCCAGAGGACCCUGGAUGGACGUCUGCAGGUGGCAGGUCGUAAAGGUUUUCCUCACGUCAUCUAUGCCCGACUGUGGCGGUGGCCUGAUCUGCACAAGAAUGAACUGAAGCAUGUGAAAUACUGUCAGUUUGCCUUUGAUCUGAAGUGUGACAGUGUGUGUGUUAAUCCCUAUCACUAUGAAAGAGUGGUGUCUCCUGGAAUAGAUCUAUCAGGACUGACUCUGACUGGUUCUGGACCCAACUCGGCACAGAUUAUCAAGGAUGAGUAUGACUUUGACGGACCACAGAGUUUGCCCUCUGUCGAUGGUGGCCACUCUCUCCAGACCAUCCAGCACCCCCCGUCCAGUAGUUGUCCAGCCCCAGCAGAACCAUUUCCAGCCCCAAGCAUGCUGCCGCCUACUGAGGCCUCCACCUCCGCCUCAGCAUCAUCUUUCCCUCCUAUAGCUGCAGCAUCCAGCAGUGCCAGCUCUAACUGGUCCAGGAACAGUGGGUUCCCUCCAAACAUACCCCACCACACCAAUGGUCACCUUCAGCACCACCCUCCGAUGCCACAUCCAACACACUACUGGCCAGUGCACAACGAGCUUCCUUUUCAGCCUCCUAUAUCAAAUCACCCAGCUCCUGACUACUGGUGCUCUAUUGCUUAUUUCGAGAUGGACGUUCAGGUGGGGGAGACUUUUAAAGUGCCGUCUUCUUGCCCCGUUGUAACGGUGGACGGUUAUGUUGACCCAUCAGGAGGAGACCGCUUCUGUUUGGGCCAGCUCAGUAACGUGCAUCGCACCGAGGCUAUUGAGAGAGCGAGACUUCACAUUGGUAAAGGGGUGCAGCUGGAGUGUAAAGGCGAAGGAGACGUGUGGGUGCGGUGCCUGAGUGACCACGCCGUGUUCGUUCAGAGCUACUACCUGGACAGAGAAGCGGGUCGAGCGCCGGGAGAUGCUGUUCACAAAAUCUACCCCAGCGCUUACAUCAAGGUGUUUGACCUCCGUCAGUGCCACAGACAGAUGCAGCAGCAGGCUGCCACGGCUCAGGCUGCAGCCGCCGCACAAGCAGCUGCAGUGGCGGGGAACAUACCUGGACCUGGAUCGGUAGGAGGGAUAGCUCCAGCUAUCAGUCUGUCAGCAGCAGCUGGAAUCGGCGUAGACGACCUCCGGAGGCUGUGCAUUCUCAGGAUGAGUUUUGUUAAAGGCUGGGGGCCUGACUACCCCCGCCAGAGCAUUAAGGAAACCCCUUGCUGGAUUGAAAUCCACCUGCACAGAGCUCUGCAGUUACUGGAUGAGGUUCUUCACACGAUGCCUAUAGCAGACCCUCAACCUCUGGACUAGGUCUUCCUCGUUGAUGGAGAAGUGAAUGAAGGUGAAGCUGUGGCAGAUGAGAAACACCGUCAGGUUUUUGAGGCAUAUCGUGCAUUUUGGCUUCAGCGUUUGCUUGUGACAGCAACAUGAGCUGAAGCCAUGCAUGAAAAAUGAAGUUUUUAUUUUAAUAGACGGCUUUGAUUUUACAACACAAGAAGAUGUGACUGUUAAUUCAAAUAAGAAGCAUUGAACACACAGAGGACCAGAUCCUGUGAAACUGGAACAUGAACUCGGAGAACCGCGAUGCUGCAGCACCGCCUUUGAAGACACCCAGAAUUACCAGUUUGUCCAGCUAGCUGCCGAGAAACCAGCUCUCUGAACUUGUGGAUCCGUACCAACACCGUGCCGAUCACUGCCGCUCCGCCUCCGGAUCGGAACAUGCCAGACACUCACAAGCGUCUGCAAAAAGAAAUCCACAAAACAAACCAACCACAACAGCAGCUGAGUCUCCUCUGCUGAACUGAAACAAGUCUGGACUUGUCCAGGCCAAACUACGAGUUAGGAUUUUUAAAAGAUACUUUUCAGGUCUGGGAAUUCUUGGUUUUCCUGCAGUAGCAAAGAGCAGAACUCCUGGUUGCAGUGGCAAACAGUAACGUCCAACUUUACAUGUCAUCUCUGCACUAAUGCGGUGUCUCACUUGUGUAUUUGAAGUGGUGUGUGUGCACAUGUGUGUGGUUACUGAUUUAACUCUGAUCAUCACCUUCCAUCACAAUAACUAAUUUGGACAUGUUGAGUAUUUCCCAACACCUGAUAAGUUUAGAGAAUGUAAAACUGGACCCAGUUUGCCCCAGAUUCUGUUUUCUAUUUACUUAACUGACAAAAAGGAGAAUGUUAGUCAUCACACGUCAGUUCUAACGCAUUUAUUUUUGUAACUUUGAUUAAUUGAUUUGUAUAUUUGUAGCACUUUACUUUUGUCUGAGUUCGAGUCGGCACCGCGUGGGUCUGAGGUUUGUCAGGAGGAGCUGAUAGUUGUACUGUAACACUAAGGCGGUCACCAAGUAUUCACAAACAUUUUGGAAUUUUUCUUGUUUGAUCUGAGUUGUAGUUUUUUCAUUUGUGGUUUUCACUUUUUCCUCAUAAUCCAUGUAAAUGUUUUUAAAAGCAUGUAUGUCAGUGUUAGCAUGAAUAAUAUGUUCAAAACUCCCUUUAAUCCUUCCAGUUUUUUAUAAAAAGAUCAAAUUUGUUAUUCUGCAUCAAACAGGGAAAACUAUAGAAACCAGAGCCUGCUGUAUGCAGUAUUAGUGUGUUGCUGUUUAAUGAGAAACGCAACAGUUAAAGCUCGUCUAUUAUUACAAACUGCCUGUCGGUGUUUAUUAGAACCACAGCAGAUUUCAGCAGCAAACUAAAAUACCCGUCUUUCUCAUCUCUGCGUGUGAUUCCGUUUUCUUAUUGAUUUUAAAGACGUUUCUCCAUAGUCUACACGCCUCGUGUACUUUUAUUACCAUAAUUUAGUUUUUUUUUUUUUCCCCAACACUCGCUGUGUUCUGAUAAUCUCUAGAUGAGGAUUUUAUUUUUUUCUAACAAAUAAAGUAAAACCCAAACAGUAAUUUUCCCUUUUACUCGCCUCAGCUGUGAUGAACUGUAAUAUGAGACCUGCUUUUUGGGAUGUUUGUCACUUUUAAAGGUGUCUUCUCUUGUUCAUUCAUCUGAAUGACAGGAAACAUGUUUAAAAAGCUGUUAAUGAGAAUAAAUGAAAACAAGCUGCAGAAAGCAAAAGUAUUAUACUCUGCUGUGCUUUUAAGGUGGACUGGUGUUUUUUUAUGACGUAGUUAUAGAAGCCUGAAGAUAGUUUGUGUUGACUACUAUGACAGAUUGCAGAUAUAAAUUUUAGCUGUUUUUCUCAUGUGUCUACAAUUAAAUAUGGAUAUUAACCAA
Nothobranchius furzeri (turquoise killifish) is the source of this 4266-nucleotide messenger RNA. The record is from RefSeq and is a predicted model, not a curated record. NCBI's taxonomy places the organism in Eukaryota, Metazoa, Chordata, Actinopteri, Cyprinodontiformes, Nothobranchiidae.